AUGUCCGAUCCAAAGUCUGGCUAUCUUCGCGAGAUCUAUGUCGGCGGGCUGAGCGGUGGCAAGCCGCAAACAACCGAUCUCAAGCUGCUCGAACAGCAAGCUAAAGCAAAGAUCCCUCCCGAAGCCUACGCUUACGUUGCUGGAAGCGCUUCCACCGAGUCAACUGCUCGCAGCAACCUUGAUGCCUUUAACAAGUGGCACAUUGUCCCAUCGAUGCUGCGAGACGUCUCGCUUGCCGAAUUCGAUAGCACCACCCGUUUGUUCGGAAGAGACUACUCGUCGCCCCUCGUCGUCGCUCCCAUCGGCGUUCAGGCCCAACUGCACCCAGCCGAUGCCGAUUGUGCUACGGCUCGCGCAGCAGCAGACCUCGAAAUCCCGUUCACCUUGUCCUCUGCCACCAGUCGUCCUCUCGAGAAGGUGCACGAGGAUGCCGGCUUCGCCAAGGGAGCCGAAGAGGAUGGCGUGGAUGCGUGGUUCCAGCUCUAUUGGCCCCAGGACGACGAGUUGACCGAGAGUCUGUUGGCCAGAGCCAAAAAGGCGGGGUACCGCGUGCUCGUCGUCACGUUGGAUACGUGGAAUCUUGGAUGGCGCCCUAGAGACCUUGACACAGCCUACAACCCUUUCCUGACUGGCGAAGGCGUUGCGAAUGUCUUUUCGGAUCCCAUCUUCAUCGAAAAGUACUGCGAGGGAAAGGAUCCGCGCCGCCCCGACGCAACCAAGGACGACAUCACCCAAGCCUCGGUGGCAGCCAUCGCGCAACUCUCCCCCGGCGUCUCGCGCACCUGGUCCGACCUCGCCCUCCUCCGGCGACUCUGGGGUCCAGACCCGAUCGUGCUCAAAGGCAUCCAGACCGUCGCCGAUGCCGCACGCGCCGUCGAAGCGGGCAUGGACGGCGUCUGGGUCUCCAACCACGGCGGGCGCCAAGUCGACGGGGCUGUAGCCUCUCUCACCCAGCUCCCCGCCAUCGCCGACUACAUCCACUCGCUCCCGCGCAAACAGGACGCAGAGAGGAGGAGCGUCAUCUUCGACUCGGGCGUGCGCUGCGGCGCGGAUAUCAUGAAGGCGCUCUGUCUCGGCGCCGACGGUGUCGCGGUGGGCCGACCUUGGUGCUGGGGCCUGGCGGUCAACGGCGAGGACGGCGUGCGCGAUGUGCUCAAGACGCUGCUGGCCGAUUUCGAGCUGAAUGCCGGCUUGGCUGGGUUUCAGUCGACGAAGCAGCUUGGUAGACAUGCACUGGUGAGCGCUGAUGGUCGGCUGUAG
This is a messenger RNA of Sporisorium graminicola, 1260 nucleotides long. RefSeq lists its product as uncharacterized. Gene Ontology annotation, molecular function: oxidoreductase activity; FMN binding. The coding region runs from base 1 to 1260 and encodes 419 amino acids. The transcript has 5 exons. Lineage: Eukaryota; Fungi; Basidiomycota; Ustilaginomycetes; Ustilaginales; Ustilaginaceae. The record is from RefSeq and is a predicted model, not a curated record.